GGAAAAUUUUCAGAAAGACAAAGAGACGAGAGGAGACGGACGGGUCAGUUAGACUGAGUCAGUUUAGGUAGUCAGUGUCAGUGUUAGACUAAUGGAUCCUCUCUGCAGCAGAAAAAGGCCCUGUGGCAGAGCUGUCCUCCAGCUGCACCAGGAGGCACGGUGUCAGCCCCCAGCCUGUAAGAGGAGGAGGAGCGAGGAGGAGGAGGAAAAGGAGGAGGAGAUGAAGAGGAGGAGGAGGAGGAGGGGGACAGGCUAUGAGGAGAAUAGAGAUCCAGGAGAAGGUCUUCAGAGGACCAGGAUCAGGACCCAGAGAGAACACAGAUGUUUGUCUCUCUGCAGGUCUCCACAAACCGGGGCUAGAACCAAAGUCAGGACUGGAUCUGGAUUCAGGUCUGGAGCUGAGGUCCAGUCCAGCAGACAGCAGGUCAGAGUGGCCCUGAUCAGGAAGACCAGGAUGCAGACCUCAGUCCAGACUGUGGAGCUCAGAGGGUCUGAGCUGGUUCAGGGUUUGAUCCUCACAGACCAGACUGAUCCAGGAUCCACAGAGACCCAGCUGGACCACAGGAGACUGACUCAGGACCGACAGACCAGGACCACAUCCGAGGUCAGGUCCAGGUCUACAUCAGACCCACAGAGGACCGCAGGUCUAGUCUCAAAACAGUCCACAGAGACUGGGACCGGCAAAAGGAGGUCUGAGAGAGUCCUGGAUCCAAAGUCCUUGACAGGAAAGGAGGGAGCACCCAGAACCAGGUCCAGAUCUGUGGGGAGGAGAACUAAGACCAGGAUCAGGAGGAGGAGGAAGAUCCACCCAUCUGUGUUCAGAGGGAGAGGUCAGUUGUUGCUGUCAAUCACUGCAGGGGCAGGACAGCUCAUCAUUCACAUCCAUGAGGCCCGGGGGCUGAUGGGAAAAUGUCAGAGGUCAUGUGACUCAUAUGUUCAGCUCUCAGUGACCUCUGACCUCAGCAUCAGGAUGAAAACUGCAACUGUUCUGAACAACAAGAACCCACAAUACAACCAGAGAUACACACUGUGUGUCAGUGAACUCCUCCUCAACAGGUUGUUGGUGUCAGUGUUCAGGAGACGGACUGACAGCAGGUGCAGUCAGCUGAUUGGCUGUAUGAGCUUUGGGAUUGGUUCUCUCGUCUCAUCCUCUAAGCCAGUCACUGGUUGGUUCUACCUCCUGGGGGAGGAGUUUGGACGGAGCAAACACCUGAGGGUGGUAUCAGAACGCAGCCAACCAAUGAGGAGGCCAGAGGAGGAGGAGGGAGACCUCAGGAGGACUCCAGACUCUGCUCCGGAUCCAGACCUGAACCGCAUCACCUCCACCGCCACGACCAGCCUGUCAAACUGCACCACCUCCACCCCCGGACUCGAAGACCUGACGAACCUGACCUGGACCUCCAGCCGCCCCCUCAGCUCCGGUCCAACCAACUCCACCUUCAGCAGCUACGUCUCCGCCCUCUACAUCAACAACAACCAGGUCCUGUCAGACCAGGACGGCACCCAGAGACUGUCGGUAAACAUUGCUCGAGGAAAAGAUGGUUUUGGAUUCACAAUCUGCUCCGACUGUCCAGUCAGAGUCCAGGCGGUUGACCCCGGAGGUCCGGCUCACCAGUCUGGACUCCGUCAGGGAGACUCGGUCCUGCAGCUGAACGGACUUCCUGUAGAAACCUGGAAGUGUGUCGACCUCGCCCACGCCAUCAGGAGUUGUCCAUCUCAGAUUGUGUUGGUGGUGUGGAGAGGUUUACCUGAGCUCAGGUCAGGAUGUGAAGCUUUGCUCCACCCACCAACUCUCAACAAGACAACAGGCAGGAAGUUGCUGCCUCACCCUGUCCACAGUAAACAUGGCCGCAGAUGGGGUCAGGGGUCGGGGGUCCGAUCCAGUUUGGGUUCUGCUCUGGGUUCUCUGUGGAGGGACAGGAAGGAGGACCGGGGGGAGGAGGAGGAGGAGGAAGAGGAGGAGGAGGAGGUGGCAGCACAGGAGGUGACUGAGUACUCCCCCCGCACCACCACACUAAAGGGCACCCGUGUAACAUCAUCAAAUGGGGACAAUUACAUCAUCCUGUCACCCGUCAGUCCAGGAGGACAGCUCCUGCAGCCAGUUUAUCAUGACAGGAACAGGACGAUCGGUCAUCUGUACCAGACUCAUCCCAGCAGAGGUCAGAACCUCCUCCAUGACUCUCAGCUCAGGUUGUCACGGCGACCAUUCACCAGCCGCACCGCCACCCUGCCCCCGCCCCCUUCCUCCACCUCCUCCUCCUCAUCAGCCAUGCCUGGUAACUAUGGCGACUACCAGAACUGCACCAUCGUCCAAUCCCAUCUUCCCUGCUCUGCCUACGGAACCUACGUCACUCUGGCUCCCAAAACCCUCAUCUUCCCCAUCUUUGUCCAGCCUCUGGAUCUGUGCAGCCCAGACAGGACCCUGCUGCUGUCAGAGGAAAUGACUCUUCACCAGGCUGACCUGCUGCCUACAAAGGUGACUGUGUUGAUCUACACUGACCUGCUGCUGUUAACCAGAGAAGAUGAAGCCGGACGCUGCAACGUCCUACAGAGUCCACUGUACCUGAACACACUGCAGCUCAGAGAGGUGUCGUCGGAGCCGCUCCUCCUCUACCUCCUGCAGAUGUCUCAGACUUGUUGUUGUUGCGUCUUCAGUCUCGAGUCGUUCAGCAUCGAGCAGAAGGUCCGAGUUCGUCUCUGUCUCCAUGACAACAUCCAUCAUCAGCUGGUUGCUCCUGAAACCGCUCACAGCCACCAGCCCUCUGACCUCCCCUCAGACUUUGGCCUCCUCUCUCUCGGUCAGUCUGACCUCCUCUAUCGCCCCUCCUCCCCCUACUCCUCCUCUGACCCCCCCCUUUUUCGUCCCUCUUCCCCCUACUCCUCUCUCUGUGAUGCCCUCAGACCUCCCUCCCCCUCUCCUUACACCCCCAGGUCUCCCUUCUCCUCUUCCACUUCUCCUCCGCCCUUCUCCUCUCUUUCUCCGUACACCUCCUCUUCUUCCUCCCCUCCCUCCAGGAACAUCAACGCCGUGCCUCACCUCCUCCUUCCUCCACCUUCCCCGUUGUUGUCCUCCAUCCAGAGGAGUCCGGUCUGGAAGGAGAGGGGAAGAACAGAGGAGGAGGAGAGGAUGAAGAGGAGAAGGAGGGAGGAGGAGGAGGUGGUGGAGGAGCGGCAGCAGGGGGAGGGGGAGAGUGCCUCAGAAACCUCAGAGAAUGUGGGAGGUGUGGGGGGUCUCCUGCUGAGCCCCACCCACUUCAACAUGAAGGAGGAGGAGGAGAGUGAUGAUGAGGAGGAGGGAGGAGGUGCUGAGGUGUUCAGCUCCACCUACAGACCUGCAGUUCUGCGCCGCUCGCUCUCCGAGGGUUCUCUGCUACAGGAACCUCGAUCGCCCCGCUUCCUAUCAGACAGCACCAUCCAUCAACUCACCCGUCUCACGACCUUUGACCUCGACCCCAGCUCAGACCACGCUCCCCAACUCCCCUCCCCCCACACCCUGAGGAAACAGCUGACCAGAGAGGGGGGGUCUCUGCACCACAUGCUGUUGCUGCUCAACGGCUCCAAGAACUCAGAGUCCAGAAACCUUCAGCUGAGGAAGAAGACCAAGAGUCUAGCCGCUGAUGUUCGGAGUCGCCUGGCGUUUCUACGGCGACGGAAAAACAGCUGUUUCCAUGGUAACAGUUUGGAGAAAGCUCUGAGAAACAACAGACCGUCUCCAGGGGAGGUGCUGAGGUGGGCAGAGAGUCUGGAGGCUCUGCUGACCAAUCAGUAUGGCUUGGCUGUUUUCCGUCACUUCUUGAGGUCGGAGUUUAGUGAGGAGAACUUGGACUUCUGGUUGGCUGUGGAGAGAUUCAAGAAGACACACUCCCUGAGCAAGAUGGCUGCCAAAGCUGCAAAAAUCUAUGAGGAGUUUAUUUCUACCAAUGCAACGAGACAGGUCAACGUGGACUCGUCUGUCAGAGAAUCGACCAAUCAGAGCCUGCGUCUCGGCAUUAACUCUGCCUCCUUCCAACUGGCCCAGGAUCAGAUUUUCGGCCUGAUGGAGGCUGACAGUUACCCACGAUUCCUCCGGUCCUGCCUCUACACCCAGCUGACCAAUCAGGGCACACAGCUAGCCACAAUCUUGGUCAAUCAGGGCGAAGCUGGGUCUGUCAGCCAAUCAUGAAUGAGACUGAUGGUCAGCCAAUUGGGGGCUUCAAUCUGAUCAGAGCCUCUGAAUGGCUGACCGUUGGUUUCUGUCAUACUUUCAGAAACCAACAAAAGACAGUAUCUACCCAGGUGCACUGUGGGAAAUGUAAGAUUCACCAUUUUUGGACUAAACAUCAGGAGAUCUCCACCUCUGCUGCUCAGAUUUCUGGUCCAGAUCUUUUCAAUAGACCCAUAGAAUUAUUCAAAUAACCAGUUUAUAAAAACUCAUGUUUUAUCACAUUCAAAACUGUCAGCUGAAUCUGAUCUGAGUCAAAACUGAAAGCUCAUCAUUUACUUCAACAUGAAAAGAUUAAAGUAGUACUCUUAAAUUAUAACCCAGAUAUUUUAACCUAAAACUGUUUGACGUUGUCUCUUUUGAGUCCAGAAAUGAUAAAGUAACUUUUUGGAUUCGCACGAAAUUUGGUUCAAACAUUCACGUUCCCACUCAUUGAAUCUGACUGACUUUGAUCCUUUAACUUUCCAUCUAGUGCCAUCAUCAUGUCAGUUUCUGUUUUAAUUUACUUUAUGAUCAAAUUCCUGCAGAGCUAAUGACGUUCCUGUCAGUUUCAGUUGUUCGCUGUGUGUACUACUAAUGAGCUAAAGUUAGCAUGCUAACACACUAAACCGAGAUAGUGAACAUGGUAAACGUUAUAUCUGCUGCUAAAUAUUAGCAUGUUAGCACUGUCAUUGUGAGCAUGUUAGCAUGCUGAUGAUAGCUUUUAGUAAAGGCUCACAGAGCUGGUAGCAUGAGUGUUGACUGUCAGACACAAACAUCUAAGUUUGAUUUUAUUUUUAUCUGUUACAACAGAACCAAGAGACGUCCUGAAAUCAGGAGAAUAAAUAACAACAGUUUGUUUUUCAGUAACUGUUUCAGAUAUUUUUAGUUGUUUUAUUACAGAUUUUUAACAGAAGUUAGUGAAGUGGAUGUUUGUUAUCAGAGGAGUCAACUUAAACUGCAACUGAACCUGAAAACAUGAUGAAGUCUAAUGGAAUCUGUUUUACAAUAAAUGACACCUUUGUUGGA
Molecule: messenger RNA, 5209 nt
Organism: Lates calcarifer (barramundi perch)
Lineage: Eukaryota; Metazoa; Chordata; Actinopteri; Centropomidae
Product: regulator of G-protein signaling 3
Exons: 26
Coding region: 92-4162 (1356 amino acids)
Biological process (GO): signal transduction
Cellular component (GO): nucleus; plasma membrane
Molecular function (GO): protein binding
Source: RefSeq, a predicted model, not a curated record